UCUUUUGGAAAGGGAAGCCCAAUUAUUUUAUGAGUUUCAAGGGAGGGGAGCGUCGCCUGUGUGCGGUGUUGUCGUCCGGUUGGGUGCGAAUCGUGAGCUGCAUCUCUUGCUCUCAUCGGAGCUUUCUCUGUGUCUUAUAGGAGGCAACUUAUUUGCUCUGGAAUUGACGGAGGCCAAAUUUUUUCGCUUUCUCAAGAUUGUGGGUGUUGGAUACAAAGCCAGAGCUGAAGCUGCAGGACGUCUAUUGUAUCUCAAAUUGGAGGUGCAGGGUACCUUAUUUUCUUUUUCACGUCAUUCCUCUAUCCUCCUUUCUUUUUAUCGAAAACCCUAGACUAAGGGUGCUAGGGCAUGGGCGUGAGAGAGAGAGAGAGCUGUGCGACGGAAAGUACCAAAUGCGAGCGAGAUCGGUGGUGAGUGACUGAGAGGACGAGUUUGGGAGGUAGAGAGUGAACGCAGGGGCGGGAGAAUGAGAUACAUGAAAUUUGAACCGAGCGUUGCCGUAAAGGGGAAAUCGAAAAAGACGUUGCAGCAACCAUGAAGCUUAAAGAGAUGGAAGGAGGUAACCGGAAAAAUCAGAAGUCGAAGAAGAAGAAACAAAACUUACAACGGCAUAAGAGAGGCCCUCGUUUGCCAUCUUCUUUGCAAAAGCAGAUUGACCAUUUGAACCCAACAACAACUCCCUUAGACAGGGCCAGUUCUGAUGCUGACAACGAUCUUUACGAAUAUGAGGAAGAGAGGGCCGAGGAAGAGUCUAGGAAAAAUAAGCGUUACGACCUUGUUUCCGUUAAUGACGACCUUUCUGAAGAAAUUGAGGAUGAGAAUGUGCAAUCAGAUGAUGAAAGUGGGGACAAUGAUUACAUUGGGACAAAGAGGGAUGAAAAUGUUCAAAGUGAUGAUUGUGGAGAAGAAGAUGAUGGGAGGCAUGCAAGGAUGAUACAAGCAAUUACUGGUAUGCCUAGUGAGGCUUUUGAAGAGGAUAGGAAGAAAAAGAAGACGAUGAAUGACUUUGUUAUCCCAAAGCUAUAUCCAGGAUUUGAAUAUAAUCCUAGUCGUGAUGUUGGGGAAGGUAAUGCACGCAUCAGCAUAGAAGACCUACUGAAUCCUCUUAGUGAAAAGGCUACUUAUGGAAAACUUCGGAAGAGACAACUUCAAAUUAUGAAGCACGGUAGAAUUGUUCAUGCGCCACUUUCAAAAGCAGUUCAAGCACAGGUAGAGAGGACAGUAGCCUAUGAAAUAUCAAAGAAAGAUGUCAGCAAGUGGCAGCAUAUUAUUCAGAGAAAUAGAGAGACUCCAACUGUUUUCUUUGAUGAAGAUGUGAAUCUAGGAUUUUCAACUGUAGGAGCAAUAGCUUCUGAAUUUGAACCCAGAACUGAAUUUGAGAAGAAAAUAGUUGCACUAGUUUAUGACAAUGAAGUAACGGAUGCCCAUAAAAAUGAUGGUUCUAAGCUUCUUGAAAUGAACAAGGUGUCUAUUGACGAUGAGAAGGAUAGGCAAAAUCGAAUUGCUAAAAUGCGGAGUCUUCUUUUUCGUCAUGAAAUGAAGGCAAAGCAUAUUAAAAAGAUCAAGUCCAGAACAUUUCAUCGUUUGCUGAAGAAAGAUAGGUUAAAAGUAGAAGCUGCUCAGAUACAAAUGGACCCCCAAGCGACUAAAGAACAUGCCAUGAAACGAGAGCGUGAAAGGGCCGAGGAACGCAUGACUCUAAAACACAAAAACCAGAAUCGAUGGGCUAAGCGUAUUAUACAACGUGGCUUAAAUAGCCAAGAUGAAGGAACACGUGUGGCUAUAGCUAAACAACAUCAAAGACAUGCUGAAUUGACUAGAAAAAUGCACUCUAUGAAGGAUAGCAGCAGUGAAGAUACGAGUGACGAGGAUGAAGAUGAAAACUCUGCCGGUUCUGAUCAGGAGAGGGCUUACAAGCUUUUAGGAAAAGCUAGAGAUAAAACCAUGAAAGUGUUGGAGGAAGAGGAUGAAGUUCCUAAAUCAGGAUUGCUUUCUUUGCCUUUUAUGAGGCGUGGAUUGGAGAAAAGAAGAGAGGGAGUUGUUGAAGAAGCUAACCUUGCUUUCCAAGAAUAUGAAGAUUCCUUGAAGAAAUUGGAUAAUUCUAAUGGCUUAGAAGAUCCAAAAGCUAAUGGCCGAAGAGUAUUUGGACCGGCCAAAGCUCAAAUAUCUGAUACCAGUGUUAAAGUAAAAUCAUAUAAUAGCUACGGUGGCAGUGAGGAUGACUUGGAAAUUGACAAAAGUGACAACAUAGAGAGUAUGGGAAGUCAUCUUUUGCAUAACAAGGAUUCGGUUGUAAUUGAAGAAGACAUGGAUACUCACAAGGAAUCUUUGUUGAAGACCAUUGAUGAUAUUAUUGAAAAUCCUGGGCCAAAAACUACAUCCGAAGUUUCCAUAUUUGUGUCAGAUCAGUGGAAAAAGGAUGCUGAAAAGGAAAUUGGAGAGGAUAGUGACACUGAUAGUGAAGGACAGAUGGUGGAUGGAAUUCUGUCUUCUGUUUCUAAAGCGUCUUAUGAACUUCCUUCUCAAGAGGAGCUCAUUCGGCAUGCUUUUGCAGGGGAUGAUGUAGAAGGAGAUUUUGAAAAGGACAAGCAGGAGAUCCUCGAGGAAGAAAAUCCUGAGCCAGAGAAGCCUUUGUUACUUCCUGGUUGGGGCCAAUGGACACAUAUAAAUGUACAGGAAAAGAAAGGUUUACCAUCUUGGAUACUGAAAAAACAUGAAGAUGCCCAUAAAAAAAGGGCAGAGGCACUCAAAAGGAGGAAGGAUGCUCAACUUAAAAAUGUGAUUAUAUCUGAAAAGAUAGAUAAGAAGGCGGAAAAACUGCAUACUAAAUCACUGCCUUUCCCGUUUACUUCCAAAGAGGUGUUUGAACAGAGCAUGCGUGUGCCCAUCGGACCUGAAUUUAAUCCAGCAACUGCAAUUGGUCCUCUUAACCGACCCGAAGUGGUGAAGAAACCUGGGCUUAUAAUAAAGCCAGUGGAGUUUGAAGACGUGAAUCCUCAUGAAACUUCAGAACAACGAAGUGGUGAUAAGCGAAAGUUUAAGAAAACUAGUGGCAAACCCGUGAAAAAGGCCAAAGUGGGAGGAAAAAAAUAAUAGACAGUAGUUUUGGUUCUGAUCCAAUUAUUUAAUAUUCCCAGUUUUGUGUUUCUUUUGGAGAAAGGGGAUAAACAUUUUUGCACUAUAGAAGAAAAAGGUUAAGAUAAAAAGAAAUUGAAAAGCUGGAGAAUUUAGUAGAGCUCCGGAAGCUUAUGGCAUGCAAAGGCUAAAAAUAGAACAAUUAGAAGAGUUAGUGUCGUAUUCUUGUGGGGUUGUUUCUCCUUAAAUAUCAUCAUUAGUGUAAUCUUACCUUUUCUGUUACACCCUUCAAAGUUAUCUCGCUUUUUUCUAAA
Molecule: messenger RNA, 3389 nt
Organism: Vigna radiata var. radiata (mung bean)
Lineage: Eukaryota; Viridiplantae; Streptophyta; Magnoliopsida; Fabales; Fabaceae
Exons: 12
Coding region: 535-3093 (852 amino acids)
Biological process (GO): rRNA processing
Cellular component (GO): small-subunit processome; nucleolus
Source: RefSeq, a predicted model, not a curated record